AUGAGCUACUUCCGAAUCACCCUCCUUCGUUCCGCUAUCGGUCUCCCUCGCCGUUCUACAGAUGUUCUCAAGGCGCUUGGCUUGAAAAAGCGCAUGGGCACAGUCUUCCAUCCCGUCUCUCAAUCUGUGGCGGGUCAGAUCAUGAAAGUUAAAGAGUUGGUUGAGGUGCGAGAGGUCGAUCGCUCAAUGACAAAGCAGGAGGUUUGGCUUGAGCGCAAGCCUGAUCCUGGAUACUAUGUUGAGAAGACAUGUGUGGAGGAACGCGGAGAGAUGGGCCGACAGUAG
This is a messenger RNA of Penicillium angulare, 285 nucleotides long. Its product is annotated as mitochondrial 54S ribosomal protein uL30m. The record is from RefSeq and is a predicted model, not a curated record. The coding region runs from base 1 to 285 and encodes 94 amino acids. Gene Ontology annotation, biological process: translation. The transcript has a single exon. Gene Ontology annotation, cellular component: mitochondrion; large ribosomal subunit. NCBI's taxonomy places the organism in Eukaryota, Fungi, Ascomycota, Eurotiomycetes, Eurotiales, Aspergillaceae. Gene Ontology annotation, molecular function: structural constituent of ribosome.